Malus domestica (apple) is the source of this 787-nucleotide messenger RNA. NCBI's taxonomy places the organism in Eukaryota, Viridiplantae, Streptophyta, Magnoliopsida, Rosales, Rosaceae. The record is from RefSeq and is a predicted model, not a curated record.
AAGGAGAAUCAAAGGACAUAAAUAAAACAGGGUGCGCAAAAGAAAAUAGGUGUGCAAAAGAAGAAAAUGGGUGUGCGGAAAUCAUUGCCUUAAAUAUAGCAAAAGAUCAAUUCUUAGUACAACUUGAAAAUAUGAACAAACUGUUAUUGCAGAAAUAUUGGGUUGAUAAGAAUUCCAACAACUGUUUUACGGUGUAUGCAAGAGAUCUCUUGAUCACUUGGGGCGGAGAUGGUCGUUACUGGCGCUGGAACACCGUAGAAGACGGUGAUGACCGCAUUGAUGCUGCUGAACUGUUAGAUGCAUGUUGGCUAGAAGUGCACGGGAAGUUUGAAACCGCAUACCUGUCACCCGGAACUCUCUAUGAAGUUGUGUUUGUGGUCAAGCUGAAUGCUAAAGAAUAUGGAUGGGAAGAACCAGUCGAAAUCACUCUCGAAACCCCUGCUGGUGACAAGCACACUCGUAAGGUUGAUCUGAUGCAAAAGCAGAGAGGAAAAUGGGUUGAGAUCCCAGCCGGCGAAUUUAGAGCAUCGCCUGAGCAGUAUGGCUACAUGAUUUUUUCACUCCGUCAACUUAGUGGGCAAUGGAAGAAAGGGUUUGUUAUCAAGGGUGCCGAAAUUCGUCCUAAAACUAAUAAAUAAGUUACAGAGUACUCGGCAACUUUGCUUAUGAGCAGAGAAAUAACGUUCUAGUUUUUUUUUUUUUUCCUUUUAAUGAAGCAAAAUUAAAGGAAUGUAUAUGUAAGAAAUGAUGGGAAUAGAAUAAUGAAAGGGAGAUACAAUUUUAACUA